Molecule: messenger RNA, 1881 nt
Organism: Oldenlandia corymbosa var. corymbosa
Lineage: Eukaryota; Viridiplantae; Streptophyta; Magnoliopsida; Gentianales; Rubiaceae
Source: the annotation of a GenBank genome assembly
AUGUGGCAGAGACGCCUUCUCUCCACCAAUAUCCACAAAGCAUCAUUCGAAGCCUCAGCCCCUCUCCAGAAUCGAAACCUCAAGAACAGGAAAUGGGCGGUGAAGCAAGUGAAAAAGUCCAAUUUCGUGGAGGCGUUGGAUGAAAUUAAAACCCACAUCGCCAAUUCCGAUUUCGUUGCCGUUUCUCUGCAAAAGACCGGCGCUUUCUCAUCACCCUGGCAAAAAGUGCUUCCCUUUGAUACUGCUGACAUUGCGUAUUUCAAAGCCAAGUAUGCUGCCGAGAGGUUCCAGAUGUUUCAAUUCGCAGUUUGCCCUUUUUCUGUCAAAUCCUCCAAACUCAUUGCUUACCCGUACAAUUUUCAUUUGUUCCCCAGGGAUGAGUUGAAAAUUGGGAUGCCUUCUUACAGCUUUUUGUGUCAGUCAUCUUAUUUGACAGCUAUGGCACGGGAAGGUUUUGAUUUCAAUGCUUGCAUUAAUGAUGGCAUAUCAUACUUAUCCAGAGCUCAGGAAUCAGCUGCAAAAGAUAGGACUGGAAAUCCAUUGCUUAAAUACAAGGAGAUACACUCUCCACUACCUAAGUCGGCUAAUUCUGUGGCUGAUUCUAUGUUUGUAGAAAGGAUUAAAUCUCGGAUUCGGAACUGGAUAAGUGCAUGUCAAGAUUCAGAAAAAAAGACUGAUGCUAAUGCAGAUGCCUUGAUUAAUUCUCUGAGGAAGAUAGUGUCUGGAAGUGAAAUGUUUGGCCUGAGGUCAAGCUUGACUGUAGACGUUUGCAGUGACCGCCAAGUGCAGCUGGUAUUGGAGUCAUUGAAUAACUUCACCAGUGUGGUGCCGUUAUUGGUUCCAGGGAAGGAAGGAAAUACCCAGGCUGUUCGAGUUGUUUUGACAACUUCGGAAGAGGAUAAAGUUGCUUUUGAGAAGGAACUACAACUCAAGGAAGAGGAACAUAACAAGCGGAUCCGGGGCUUCAGGGAGGUGAUCGAUUUGAUUUCCACAUCACAGAAACCUGUUGUUGCCCACAACUUGAUUAACGAAUUUACAUUUCUUCAUUCAAAAUUCCUGGCUCCAUUACCUUCAACAAUUAAUGAAUUCAGGACUUCCUUGUGUUCAAUUUUUCCUUACAUAUUUGACGUCAACCAUCUGAUGAUGGCGAUUGGUUCUCAGAGGAAACUAAACAAACUUUCUGCGGCGAUUUCGCAAAUGAAAAGGAGGUUCACCGGGCAACUAAAUGUGGAGAUUCCUGAGACUUUUGGACCAAGUGAUAUUGGUGGUCACGGGCGUAGUGUUCUAAGGAUAUGUGAACUCUUCGCCAAGCUCAGCUUAACAUUGAGUCCUGACGCUGCUGAUACCGCACCCCCUACCCUUAUGUCUGAAGCGAACAUCUUUAAUCCACACUUGUCCAGUCCAUCAGAUCUUUUGGAUGAAGAUGUUGGAAUUUCGACUAAAGACACUAGAAGAAUUAACAUCAGUGAUUUGGUUUUCUUGUGGGGUUUUGGAGAGGGAAUGUCAGCACGCAAGCUGAAAAACCUACUCAGUAGUGCACAUGAGGCGUUCUCUGGAGAAUUUGAUGUUAGAAUGGCAGAUACUAAUUGUGCUGUUGUUGUUUUCUGGAAUCCUGGUUUUGCUGAAAGGUUUCUGGAGAUAAUGAAUUCUGGAGGAAUGAAUCAUGAACCUCUUAAAGAUUUGAUUUCAGAAGGUGUUCGAGCUGCAAGCUAUAGAACGUAUCAAAGGGUUUGUGAACAAGGUCUGUGGGAAGCUGAUUUGGCAGAUGCCUUAGACAAAGCCUUGGAAGGAACUGUAGACCAUGUAGAAGCCAACUCGGAACAGGAGCCACUUCAUGUCUCCUGGAACAGUGAUGAAUUGAUCAACCUUGAUGAUCUUUAA